Messenger RNA from Hevea brasiliensis (rubber tree), 1755 nucleotides. RefSeq names its product pheophytinase, chloroplastic. The transcript has 7 exons. Lineage: Eukaryota; Viridiplantae; Streptophyta; Magnoliopsida; Malpighiales; Euphorbiaceae. The coding region runs from base 380 to 1495 and encodes 371 amino acids. The record is from RefSeq and is a predicted model, not a curated record. Gene Ontology annotation, cellular component: chloroplast.
ACUCCACUAUCAGUUGGAUUGGAUACCACAAAAUCCAGACCGUUGCCAUGUUCAAAAUGUUUCCAUCCUUGGAUCACUUGUAUGUUCUUGAUCACUCAUUGUCUAAUCUGGAUGGGAGCUGGGUUUAGUUUUGUGGGUUGGUUAGUUUUUUAUUUAAAUAAUAAUUAUUCAUUAUUCAUCGUGAUAUCGAACACAUAAAAUUCCCAUCUCAAGUGGAUUUCUGGCUUGGAGACAGCCACAACUCUAAGCACAAGCCAACCACUGAAAACCUUCAAGUUUUAUAUCUAAAGUUGUAACGCUCUUUGCUUUUGCAAGAAUUCAUAUUCUUUUUUUACAGUCUCCAGCUUCAAGGAUUAGUUAGGGUUUUGGGGCCGAUUCAAUGCCUCCUUCAUGUGCCUUGUCUCCUUCACUGAGGUCAGAGCUCUUCAAUUCCACCUACGUCAGGUUUAUUUCACCUUCCAGACUGGCUCAGUACAGAAGCAAAUGUGUAAUGAACAGGAGAGAUUUUGCUUUCAAAGGAAUUGUGGCUUCUGGGGUUUCAGUCAUGGGUUCUUCUUUGGUCACUGAACCUGUAAAAGGGCUUGAGAGGUUGCCGUUCAAGCCAGAAGGAUACAAUUACUGGACCUGGCGGGGUCACAAAAUACAUUAUGUAGUGCAAGGAGAAGGGUUUCCUAUUGUUCUCAUUCAUGGUUUUGGUGCUUCUGCGUUUCAUUGGAGAUACAACAUACCUGAGUUGGCCAAAAGAUAUAAGGUUUAUGCGUUAGACUUGCUAGGUUUUGGAUGGAGCGAGAAAGCAAUUAUUGAGUAUGAUGCCAUGGUAUGGAGGGAUCAAGUGGUGGAUUUCUUGAAGGAAAUAGUGAAAGAACCAGCUGUUAUUGUGGGAAACAGCCUUGGAGGGUUUACAGCUUUGGUUGCAGCAGUGGGGUUGCCUGAACAAGUUGCCGGAGUUGCAUUACUAAAUUCUGCUGGACAAUUUGGAAACCCAAAUGCAGAAACCAGCAAGUCUGAAGGAUCAAUCUUACAGAAAUUUGUCCUCAAGCCACUGAAGGAAAUUUUCCAGCGUGUAGUUCUUGGAUUUUUGUUUUGGCAAGCAAAAAAACCAGCUCGUAUUGAAUCUGUAUUAAAGAGUGUGUAUAUAAAUACGUCCAAUGUGGAUGACUAUCUUGUAGAAUCAAUAACAAGACCAGCAGCUGACCCCAAUGCUGGAGAAGUUUAUUACAGAUUAAUGACUCGGUUCAUGUUGAAUCAGAGCAAAUAUACUUUAGACAAUGCCUUAAGCCAACUGAAAUGCCCAUUGUUAUUGCUUUGGGGUGACUUAGAUCCAUGGGUGGGUCCUGCCAAGGCUAAUCGAAUCAAAGAGUUUUAUCCAAGGACAACUCUUGUGAACUUACAGGCUGGUCACUGCCCACAUGAUGAAGUUCCCGAGCUUGUUAAUAGAGCUUUAAUGGAUUGGUUGUCGUCUAUGACACCAGAAGCCUCUUUGCAGACAGUGUAGAAGUACUCAAAUUUUACAGCAUUACUGCCAACAUAUAUCUGCUUUGAGGCAUUACUUGUAAAUUAAUUGUAUAUUUGUUGAUCAAAAUUAAACCUUUCAUUGCAAGUAUAGAUAAUAAGACAUUGGUCAUCAUGGACCCCUUAAGGCAGAAAGAUAUGGAUUUUGAGAGAGUUGGCCAGUAUUUCAUGGUCAUUGCAGCUACACCUUGUCAAUAUGAUUUAUUGCUUGUGUGGGCAACUAAUUUAAAGCUAUUUUAUGAA